Messenger RNA from Exaiptasia diaphana, 1482 nucleotides. RefSeq lists its product as uncharacterized. Bases 82 to 786 code for a protein of 234 amino acids. NCBI's taxonomy places the organism in Eukaryota, Metazoa, Cnidaria, Anthozoa, Actiniaria, Aiptasiidae. The record is from RefSeq and is a predicted model, not a curated record. The transcript has a single exon.
GCAAAGUGAUCUUAUCCACCAAAGAAAUAGCAAUCAAAUAGCAUCGUGCAUUGUAUAAGUACUCAUACUCCGCACCGCAAAAUGUUUCCCAGCAAAAUAUUUUUCAAGAUCUUGAUCACACUUUUGCUUGCUUUACUGACCUGUUAUUUUAUUGACCACUUGGCGAAGGAAAUCACGUCGAGUUUUUCACUCACAUCAACUGCAUUAAACGUCGGGCAAAUGUUGCUAAAUUCCUUCAGGUCAGAGGACGUGAAAACCACGGACCUGACAUCCGCCGAAGAGCUCGUCAGAGGAUUAACCUUCGACAAGUAUAACGAAGAAAUUUCUUGUAAAAUUCUCUCGAAAAUCAAAAAGGAAGACUUCGAAGAAGUUGUCGACAGAAUAGCCACUCGCCAUAAAAUUCCAGAGAACUAUAAACAGGCGAUUCUGGAUGGGAAAUUUGGCGAAGUGAAUCGAGAAGUUAUCCGUGAAUUCAAAUUCGAGAAAGGAAAACAUGGAACAGUACAGUACGGCCGAACAUUGACAAUCAGAAGAAAAGAUGGCACCAUCGAUUUAGCUUAUGCUUUGUUCUCUUUGGAGUUUAAAUUGUCACCCAUAAGAAUUGAAGAACGAAUACGUAAAAGAUUUCUUUUCAUCACUUACGGAUCCCGUACUAUUGUACGUUUUGAAGAGCGUAAUCUGUCGGAAAAAGACAAGGAUAAUUUAUUCGAUUUCUAUCGUUCCAAGGCUCUGAAAGGAUUCAUGAAAGAAUACCCAGCACUGGAAAUAAAGCGUGAUGAACUUUGAAGACGCUGCGAAAAGCUGAACUCCAACUGAUUCGCUACGAUAAAAUAGAUAGUUAGAUGCUGCACUUAUUAAACAUUUUUUUCUUCGUUUUUUUUAAGCUUCUUGCAUAUGCAUGCAUAAAAAUCACAACUUUUAAUAUAAGAAAUACAUAAAAAAUGCAGGUGCUUUGGAAAAAUUCCUCAUGAUUUAAUUCCUUUUUGGGAAUUAUAAUUGUAAUGCAUGUCAGUGUGAGAGAAACGUUAUAGCAUACAUGGUAUAUUUUUUAAUGUAAUAGUAGAUUAAAGCCAAAAAUUUUAGUAUGAAUAUUAUUGUAGAUUUGAGUUUAUCUCAACCAGGUAGAUGAAAAAUUCAGGACCAGUAAAAUGAUUUAUCGGGUUGUUUUCAACCAGGUUCCCAUACUUUGAUAUACGCAAUUUUGAAUGAAUGUUAAGUAUUACAAGUUUAUUACAAUAAAGUAGUGGUAAUAUCACAAGCUAUUACCAAAUAUGACACCAACAUGUCUUCCACCAUAAAAUUACUACAAUUUCUUAAUCAAAACACACUCCCUUAUAGUCUCCCUCACAGCCUGUUACACUGAUGGGCUUCCUGUGGGCACAGCAAGACCAAUACUAAAACAGGCUUUGAAGAAGACUAUCCCCAGUAUCAAUCAAUCAAUGUAAAGCUUUUAGUAAUGCUUCUGCACAUUCUACAGCAAUA